AUGAAUUACUCAUCUACCAACAUCACCACACCUGCAGCAUCCACAACCUCUCAUAGGUUAACAAGCCCUUUUGAGAUGUGUGUAUACAGCAUCAAUUUUCUGUUUGGUCUUCCUACACACUCUUACAUCAUAUGGCUCAUCGUCGCUAGAAGAGGAAGUGGAAUCGCAUCAGACAUUUGCCAUGUUAAUCUCUCAAUUUGUGAGAUUGGCAACGCUGUGAAUGGUUUGUUUGUUGCUUUGUCCUUUUGGGUUUCAGGCCUUGCGACUUUAGUCCAAUUUUUAACAGGACUACUCAUCACCGGCCGUCCUCUGUUUCAGUGUCUGAUCUGUGUCGAGCGUUACCUGGCAGUGAUUCAUCCUGUUACCUUUCUGAAGUACAAACCUCUCAGAUACAGACUGAUAUGCUGCACUGUCGUGUGGUUAAUCAGUUUUGGCUCGUGUUUAUUCUGCAUGUUUAUAUUAGGAGCAGUUAAUAUGAAGACAUAUAGAGGCAUUAUUUUAUUGCAGUUCUUCAUCUUCCUCUCCAUCCAGUUGUUCUGUUGUCUGACUGUUCUCAGAGCUCUGAAGCAGUCAGGACCAGGAGAGAGAGAGAGAGGGGAUGAAAACCACAUGAAGAGAAGAGCGUUUCAUCUCAUUUUAAUAUCUAUUGUAAACAUGGCGAUUGUUUAUGUUCCAUUUGCUUUUACAGUGGCUUCUUGGGCUUUCCGCCCUGGACUCCGCUUUCGGCUCCUUCUCUGCCUCUGCUCCACACCCCAGGUCCUGUUCCCCUUCAUGGGCCUGGGCCGCCAACCCUCCCCUGUUCCGCCUCCUCUCCACCGCCCUCCAGGACUUUGUUAUUUUUUGUUAUUCCCAAUGUGGGGGCUAUGUCACUCCCUGGUGCUGGCGCAUCUGUUCGCCACCUGA
Messenger RNA from Triplophysa dalaica, 903 nucleotides. RefSeq names its product C-C chemokine receptor type 8-like. NCBI's taxonomy places the organism in Eukaryota, Metazoa, Chordata, Actinopteri, Cypriniformes, Nemacheilidae. The transcript is spliced from 2 exons. Gene Ontology annotation, cellular component: membrane. Gene Ontology annotation, molecular function: G protein-coupled receptor activity. Gene Ontology annotation, biological process: phospholipase C-activating G protein-coupled receptor signaling pathway; positive regulation of Rho protein signal transduction. The coding region runs from base 1 to 903 and encodes 300 amino acids. The record is from RefSeq and is a predicted model, not a curated record.